UUACGAAGUUCAAAAAUGCUAAUCAACAUUACAGAUUUUCGUUGGUGUGAAAAUCUUACAGAUGUAGACUUAGUUGUACCCCUACAUGGUAUCAGUGCAUCAAAUGUAGACACACUUAUUACAAGUCAAUAUGUCAAAGUUGUUAUCAAACCGUACAUUUUUGAAUGUGCGUUGUACAAACCGAUCAACGUUGAAGAGAGUACAUUGAAACUAUCAGAUGGUGCGGCUGAGUUUAACCUCAAGAAAUCUAGUGCUGAACUAUGGAAUCAAUUGACAUUAGAUGACAUGAAGGACAGAAAAAGUCUGUUACAAAUUAAACAAAAUGCCAUACUUGAGCAUCAAGAACGCGUAAUGAAACGCGCUAAAGCAAACAAAGAAAUGAAUAUAAGGGGUGAAAAAUACGCAUUGGAACAGAUUAUGAAAUUAGAGAAUGUGUCUCGUGAGAAAAUUAGACUUGAAAAGGAGCAGGCUAGCAAACAAGCGAUAAGCGAGUUUGUAAAUGUUUUUAACAAAUCUAGCCAAAAAGAGAAUGAGCUGGAAAAUAAAAUUACAGAAGCCCGAAGAUUUGCUAAACAAUAUAUAACGGAAACCAUUGAUGAAGAAAACAACAUGGAAUUAAAUAAGGAUAUCCAACGUUUAGCAUUUAUUCAGAAACCAAUAGAUUUGCCAGUGAGGACUUCAUCUACAAUCGAAGUUAAAUUUACACCUAGAGUAUUUCCUACACCUGAACGAGAGUCGACAAAACAAGCUGAGGAUGAGUGGCUAAACAGACAAGCCGAAUAUAGAAGAAAACUAUUGGACCGUGUUGUGCCUAAUGAUUUGUCCAGGAAUGAACUAGAUCCUAUAUGGUUACGCAAAAAAGGAGAGACUAUAGUUCAGUUGUUUACAGUCAUUUGCCUAAGCCAGAUAAAAGUCUAAUAGCACAGCUUCUAUGAAGAAAAGUCAAUGUGACGUUGUUAUAUUUUAUGAAAAUGUGAAGUAAGUGUAUCAUAAGGGGGUUUGUAAAUAUGAUAGAAUAUUUUCUUUUUAGUUUAUUAAAUGUGAGUGCUAUACAUUCUUAUAUUAAAAAUAAAUUCAUUCAUUAUCUAACUCAGAGAGAAACAUUAAUAUGCAAUGUUUAACAUUUUAUUAUUAUUUGUCUCUUUUUCGGAAGCUCAUUAUUUCAAGCUGGAGAUUAUGAAGCUGCUGUCAUUGCUUAUACAGAAGCUAUAACACAAAAUCCUAAAUUACAUUCGGCUUAUUCGAAUAGAGCUGCAUGUCACUUACAAUUGCGGAAUUAUUUUAAGGCUCUAGAGGAUAGUUCAAUGGUACUAGAUCUUUGUGUACCGCCUGUAGCGCAAAAUUUAAAAUCACGUGUACGUGCACAUAUUAGGCGUGGAGCAGCAUUUUGUAAUCUACAAUUGUACAAAGAAGGACUUAUCGAAUACAGAGCUGCACAAAAGCUUCAACCAGAUGAUGACACAAUUAGAAAGGACAUUGGAAAUUUAGAGAAAUUUGUAAAUCAAGAAUAAUUAAUAUAUUGCAAAACAAUUUACACUCAUUUCUACAUUAACUUUUUGUUGUGACUUUAUCUUAAGGAUAAAUCAGGUAGAGUGUAGACAUUUAUUUACUUCUUUCUAAGUUGCUGUAAAUUAUAAGUAGAAAAUUGACAAUUUUGGUCAUACCUCUUUAACUUUACCAUUUAUCACAUUAUUCUGGAGUCUAUUUCACCUUAAAUGCUUUAUAUUUAUGUAGAACUAUCUCGAGCAAACAUUUUUCAGUUCCAUAAUUAUCCAUAAGCUACAUAAAUUGUAUCUGUAACCAUGAAAUUUGCUUUGGAUUAUAGAAAGCCUGCGUACAUGUCUACCCUUAGGGCUGAACCGUUAUGAGUUGUCAAAACCUCUAACCAUUAGGUUAGAAAUAUGUUAUUAUGUGACAUGUUAGACUGAACCAAUCUUUGUAUGGCGAAACACAGAAUAUUGUUGUCUAUAUUAAAUGGUAUUUAAUAUUAGUAGAUGUAGCACUGAGGG
Molecule: messenger RNA, 2009 nt
Organism: Schistosoma spindalis
Lineage: Eukaryota; Metazoa; Platyhelminthes; Trematoda; Strigeidida; Schistosomatidae
Source: the annotation of a GenBank genome assembly